This is a messenger RNA of Pelobates fuscus (common spadefoot toad), 354 nucleotides long. RefSeq names its product molybdopterin synthase sulfur carrier subunit-like. Gene Ontology annotation, biological process: Mo-molybdopterin cofactor biosynthetic process. The coding region runs from base 78 to 338 and encodes 86 amino acids. The record is from RefSeq and is a predicted model, not a curated record. The transcript has 3 exons. Gene Ontology annotation, cellular component: cytosol. NCBI's taxonomy places the organism in Eukaryota, Metazoa, Chordata, Amphibia, Anura, Pelobatidae.
UGCUUCCUGAAUGUCUCAGAUGGUAGUUAUGUCACCAGCUUCUGCAUUUGCAACAGAAUCCCUUAUUUUGUGUCUCCAUGACUUGUGAGGUGGUUGUGUUGUAUUUUGCCAAGAGUUCCGAACUUACAGGUGUCCGUUCAGAAACCAUUCACGUUCCAUCAGAAAUUACAUCUCUGCUUCUGUGGGAAGAAAUUGUACACUUUCACCCAAGACUUUGUACCAUAAAGGACCAAGUGGUAUUUGCAGUCCGGCAGGAGUAUGUGGCUAUUGGCGAUGAACAUUUAACUUUACACCCUGGUGACGAGAUUGCUGUUAUUCCACCGAUCAGUGGUGGUUAAAACAUAAAAUCCUGAG